This is a messenger RNA of Poecile atricapillus (Black-capped chickadee), 4404 nucleotides long. RefSeq lists its product as uncharacterized. Lineage: Eukaryota; Metazoa; Chordata; Aves; Passeriformes; Paridae. Bases 2547 to 3533 code for a protein of 328 amino acids. The record is from RefSeq and is a predicted model, not a curated record. The transcript has 3 exons.
CACAAAUUAUGAAGGAAAAAAAAUAACAGAAAUGCCCCAACACUGAGGCUAUGAGAUCAAUUUAAUUAUUGGAUGGUCUUGAGUUAGUGUAAGCUAAAAAUUUUCAUUUAAAAAGGUAUCACUCAAAAUGUUUCUGCCAAAAAGCUACGAGGUCUUUCCUCAUAUUCUCAUAUCCACUUUUUCACAUCACACAACACACCACGUUCCUGUAGCCCAGGCACAAGUGCGGUGUGCUCCUGCUCUGGGACUGACCCACACACCCAAAUCCUCUUCCAACAGAUGAAGAAAUGGAAGCAGGAUCUGUUUGCUUUGGGAAUUUUUAUUUGGUUCAGAGGGCUUGUUUGCUAUUUCAGAACACACCUGAUCGUUUUUAAGUCCAGUGCCAAACUCAGGAGGCUCGGGGAUGGCUCCUGCCUCCCUCAACACAUCUUCACACAGAUCCUCCAGCCCACUCUGCAGGGCACAGCUCACACAGUAUCAGUGACCCUCACACAUCUCAGCAGCCCAGCAGCGGCUUUCCCCACUCUCCAACACACUUUGAUGGCCAGUGACAUAAACACAGUUCCUAAACCAUUUUCCAUAACUCAGCUGUCAGUAGCAGCACAAACAGCAGCACCUGUAUUCUGACAGACCCAGGAACCAAGAGGCUUCUUGGCAAAGUGUUAGUAAAAAAAAAAAAAAAAGAAAUUAAACAAAAAACUUUACACAGAAAGAUAAUCAACAAGAAAGCCUGUGUGUGUUCAAAGUUCCAGGAAACAUCAGCCAUUCCCCCGUGCCAGGGUCACCCAGAGGCAGCAGCAAGGGCCCUCUCCACUGGAGCACACCACAGGGCAGGACGGAAGGAACCCAUGGUGAGGCAAAAGAACCACAAGUAGAUAAAACAAAGAAGCAAAUCACAAAUUCUGGACUGGAAACUCAUUUAUUCAGAAAUUCUUUUUUUCCUCGAUGUUUUGCCGCAGAUGCCAAGAAUUGUCAUUUUACCCAAGAGGGUCCUGAUGACAUCACAUCCCCCCAAAGAGAGACACAGCCUCCCAAGCCAAGGUAAAAAAAAGAUAAUCUCAAUGUGCUUCACUGUCCCCGAGGACAGGAUGAAGAUGGCUGGGUCAUCUCAUGCUCUGAGUAGCAGCCCCAAUAGCAACGGCAUCAAACUCAGCAGUGCCUGGCUUCUGACAAACCAAGGAAGAAAAGGAGAUUUUUUGCAAAGCUGUAAUAAAAAAAAACCCUCACACAGAAAUGAAAUCAACAGGAAAGUCAAGAAGAAAGAAAGAAAUCAAACACCAGCCCAGCCCCUGGCACUCUAGUGAAAUGCUUCUUUCCAUGCAUGCAAAGGUCCAGGAAGCAUCACCCAUUCCCAUGUGCAAGUGGUCACCUGGAGGCAGCAGCAAGGGCCCUCUCUGGUGAAGUAUAAAAGGGUUUUUUUAAAGAGCAGAAUACCCUGUGGUUAAAGAAGAGAACCACAAGUUUUAAAGACAAAGAAAAGGCAAAACACUCACUUGUGCAAGGGGCAGUCUCAACAGGUUCCAGUUCCUAGACCAGCAACCUUGCAUGAAAAGGCUUUUGCUGAGCAAUAGCCAUGAAGAACAGAACAAAGUGCAAUGAGAACAAUAAAGACUCAUCUGUGUGCCAGAAACCUGUGCUUGGAGACAGACAAUACAUGUAGAUCUACACCGUGAACACCUGUAUCACUGUGGCUCUGCCAUGCACACGACACUCCAUGAAUGUGCUCAAGAGAAAGAGGCAGAAUCCCUGCCAAGAAAAAGUGUUCUAGACCCUGCACCAAAGGAUGGGGCUGGUCUAUAUCUUCUGCACAGAAGCUGUGGGGAGGGAGCAGCAGGCUGUGGUGGCUGAUCCUACCUCAACCAUGAGCAGCACCUUUCUGGAUCUCUUGUUAAGUCACCCAGAAAAAAAAUCCUUGAGGCAUUCUAAGAAAUGAUGAGGUUAAAGGGACCCAGAUUCUGGACUUGAACUGAAUGCAUCCUGAUGUAGGGGUCCUGAUGACAUCACAUCCUCCCCAAAGAGCGACACAGCCUCCCAAGCCAAGUGACAAAGAUCAUCUCAGCUCUGCUGCACCAGCCCCAAGCACAGACACCCCAGGAGAAGAUGGACACGUCUCCUGCCCUGCUCCUGCUGCUGGCUCUGGGAUUCUGUGAGUACGGACACGGGGCUGUGCAGCCCCUUCACCGGCAGGGAAAAGCAAAACCCUCCCAUUGAAUCCAAUGCAUUGGGUGAAAUAAUUAAGGGGGUAAAAAACAAACCAAAAAGGCUGACUUGGAGCUGUGCUCAGUGAGUUUGGAAGGAAAGGCGGCAGCAGCUCAGCCAGCAAAGGGCAGCCAGAGGGGUGGCUGCAGCACCACCUGCACUGGGAAGGGAGAUUGAGCCGAUGAGCGCUUCUGGGAGGAGGGAGAAGGGUGGGAGUAAAGGGCCUCUGCAAGAAGUGCAAAGGGAGUCACUUGAGAGAAGCUGGGAAGGUGUAAUGUCCCUGAGAAGGCGCUGGAAGUGCUGCACCCAUCUUUAAAGCCUGUGUGGCUGAUUGCUGAGCACCCUCCAUGCACCAUCCCAGCAAGGAGUCCAAGAAAACCUUCACAUCAUCCACACAGUGUGGCCCUCCCUUGCCAUUUCUCCUUCCAGCCCAUGGACAGGGAGGGAGCUUUCCUCAGAGAACCCUUUGGCUCUUCCCAAGUGGUUGCAGCAAGGAUUUCUCUCCUGCAGGCUGCCCUGGGAUUUUUGGCCAGUCACUUCAGAUAAAGGUCAGAUCUCCCAAGGACAUCAACCAGCUCCGGGUGGGACAGAAGCUGGAGCUGGAGUGUCGGGCUGACAAGGACAGUGGUGCAUUCUGGAUCCACCAGGACAAGAGUGGGAACCUUCACACCAUCGUCUUCAUCAAUUCCAUGGCCCGAGUCACAUUUCAGGGGAAUCAGAAAUGGUCAUCUCGAUUUGAGGCGAGCAAACACAACACAAUCUAUCAUUUGGCAGUGAAAUCUUUCAUACCGCAGGACCAGGGGAAUUAUUUCUGUAUGAUGAAUUUUUACCACAUGCUGUACUUCAGCCCUGGCCAGCCUGUCUUCCUUCCAGGUCAGCAACACCUUCACCCAGCCUCACUCAGUCCUGCCAAAAUGCCCAGCACCUCCUGCCCGUGCCCUUUCCAACCAGCCAUCCCUUCCACAAACCCCAUUUCCCUGCUUGCUUGCCCAAGGCAUCCUGUACCCAACCCACUGCUCCUCCUGCCAGAGGCUCCCUGCUUCCCACCUCUCCUCCUGGGACUGCCCCUGCCCAAAGCCACCGCUGCAGGAGAACCCACCACCCAGUGGGGCAUCACCGAAAAGGACUUGUUCCUGAAGACACCAGAUCCAGCACCUGCUGGACCUUUCCUCUUCUCCAUUCCUGCAGGCAGCAGAAUGCAGGAAGACCUGAAUUACUUCUGUCUUGUCUUCAUCUGGGUCCCCUUGGCAGGCCUCUGUCUCCUGCUCCUCCAGCUCGUGGCUAUCACCAGGAUGGUGAUGUGUCGACGUAAGGUUCACCAUGACCCCCUCUAGAUGCACCUCCAGCCUGAAACCACAGCCCUGUUCCUCAGGGAGAUUGAUGUUCCAGCUACUUUGGGAGGUGUGAGAUAACCAGGACACAGUGCAAGAGAAGGAUCCCUGUUACAGUCACUGUCUGGGUAUCUUCUAAUAAAUCAUCUUCACAAUUUCAGAGCAACCUUUCCCUCCCACUCCAGCUCUUUCCAAUGAUUUUGUACAAAGGAGUUUCAAUGAUCUGACUGCAGCAUCAGGGGCUCUUUCCCAACAAAAGGUCAUGUGUUAUGCAUAGGAAGCAUUGCCUUGAAAAUGUAUUUUCUCUAGUCAAUGUCAUUGAAUGUGACAAAAUUCAAAAUUCAUGUGACAAAAACCAAAAUUUAAUGUAUGAACAUUGAACAGAAAGCUGUUCAGAAAACUGAGCAAAAGCAUUCUUCUGUAUUGCAAUCCCUGUAAGCUUUGUUUUUCUUCCAAAUUAAAUUACUAUAUCCUGACCCAGAGAUUAAUUAUUUAUUGCCCGUUCUACUGCUUGGGACAAUCCUGUGGGGAGAAACAGGACAUGGGCAUUUAAAUUCAAAAAAGCAUUUCAAUAAUAUGAACACAUGUACAACAACUGCAUGGAAUCCUAAUGAAAGAUAAUGAGAGGAAGAAAAAAAAAAAAACCCAAGCAAUAAAAAAGACAUAUAUUUGGGCAUUAUUACCUGACAUUACUAAUAGUGAUGCUCCACUGUGCAGUGCUGCACUAAUACCCCAGUCCUGAAACAAUAUUGAUCCAGGCAAGAUUGAAGCAGUGAAGAACUGGGAGUAGGAAAUCUUUUGUUUGUAGUUUUUUUACCAUUUUGUUGGGUUUGCUUGUUGGUGCUUUAUCUGCAGUCUUUCAUUUGCACGUUUU